AUGUUCUCAAAUCUCAAGUAUAACAAGGUCGAAAGCGACGAUGAUGACGCUGGAGAAAGAUCCAUAUACUCUUCCGGCCCUACAAAAGGGACGUUUUACGGAAUAAUCGCCUUGUUUUUCUUGUCCAACACGAUCACUUACUAUAUCGCUUCUUCCGAUUUUAUUCCAAAUGAUUACAAUCGAGAUAUCAGCCCACACGCGGGUUUAACACGAGAUUUUCCAUUCCCACUGGGAACUCAUAGUCCAUAUGUCGAUAAGAACGAGACUCUACGGAACGAGAUGUGGGAAGCAAUCAGCAUCGACGCAGGUAUGAUAGCUGUCCCGGAACCAUUUGUAUCCGACAAAAAUCUUCCCCCAUCUCAAAAGCUAGUUUGGGAUAAGAGCAAAAGUGUGUAUCUGCUCAACGGGCAUCACACUUUGCGUUGCGUAAGAGCAGUCUACCUCUCCUUGAUGGAGUUUUGGCAAGGAAAACUGCAAUCGCGUCGUUGGGAACAUGUGAUUCAUUGCGUUGACCAGCUCCGACAAGAAGCCAUCUGCAACGCUGACGAUACGCCUCGAUAUUCCACAGCCGAUGACAUUCCAGUUUCGGGAAUGGGUCAAGUUCGAUUGUGCAGAAACUGGGAGAAGCUCGAAGAAUGGGCAAAGAAGUACAACUCCUGCUACCGUUAUGUCAAUCAAACAGCUUCUUAUAAAGAAUUUCCGCAAAUCGAGCGUUUUAUUUGGUGUCCUGAAGAUUCUCCAUACAAGGAGGCGGUUGAACAGGUGUUCGGGCAUGUGGAGUGGUAA
This is a messenger RNA of Glarea lozoyensis ATCC 20868, 786 nucleotides long. RefSeq lists its product as uncharacterized. The record is from RefSeq and is a predicted model, not a curated record. The transcript has 3 exons. Bases 1 to 786 code for a protein of 261 amino acids. NCBI's taxonomy places the organism in Eukaryota, Fungi, Ascomycota, Leotiomycetes, Helotiales, Helotiaceae. Gene Ontology annotation, biological process: mycotoxin biosynthetic process.